Molecule: messenger RNA, 4684 nt
Organism: Gadus chalcogrammus (walleye pollock)
Lineage: Eukaryota; Metazoa; Chordata; Actinopteri; Gadiformes; Gadidae
Gene: gp9
Product: glycoprotein IX (platelet)
Exons: 2
Coding region: 2679-3431 (250 amino acids)
Molecular function (GO): protein binding
Source: RefSeq, a predicted model, not a curated record
CCCCCCCCCCCCUCCCCCCAGUAAAAAAAAAUAAAAGUGUCUGUGCGACUGUCCUCAUAGUUGUGGAGAGAGACAGCCUUGGAGUUCAGUGGAAUGUCUAAAUAACGUAGGUGACUUUUGCAUGUAAUGUUUAUUGUUGUUCAGCUAUCCUCUGCACAUCGUAUUACGAAUCAGUGUUACCAUAGCGAGUUUAAGUGCAAUCAUGCUCAGAAAAAUGCAGACUUGGAUUGAACGUGGAAGUGUGUCCCAUUGGUCCAGGAUGAGAUUCAGGUGAAAAGAAUAUAUAUAUAUCUUUUGCUUUCGGUUUUUUUUUUUUUGGUUCAUUUUAGAAUAUAUAAAUACUUGCAGAGUUCACAGUGGAAAGAAGAAUGUGUGUAUAUAUUUUAUUAAAGGAACAUCCUUCUCUUUGGGGCUGAACAGAAAUAUUUUGCUGGAUAAGCACACGUGAAAGAACACUUUCAUUUUUUUCAGGAAAUGCAGUUGUAACUGACUGCAGCAAUGCAAAUGAACAAAGGAACAUGGUCUAUGUAAAUAAAUAAUAACUUUCUAAAUUCUACAAAUAAAAAAGUGUCUAUUCAAAGUGUGUACAUUAGUGACAGCUGUUUGUUCCAAUAUUCAGGUUGUAAAUGUAUUUUAACUUUCACAAAGAAACUCAUUACCAUAAGUCAAGCUUAAAAAGGCGGUCGCACAUUUUACUUUUUGUUACUCAUGUGAUCCUCAUGUUAUUAUAAUAGAGAUGGAGACCGCUAGGAGAGAGUUAGCAUAUCUUGUAUGGGACAGUAAUGGUCAGUUGAAUGUGUGUCUAUUAAUUUUAUAUUAUUACUAAAAACUGAAAUCUAGUAUAAUUGGAUCAUGUUUUUUUAUGUUUCUGUUAGAGGUUUUUUUAUGUUUAGAAAGUCCAUAGUCACUUCGUGUUAAGACGAUACCCCAACAAUGCACUGCAUGGAUCUGAUGCAUAAAGUGUCCUAUUCACUGUGAGCUGACAGGAAAUAUAGAAUUCAGCCUGUAAACUUUGACCUCUUCCCUUUUCUUUUUGGUUUAUAUUAAUUUGAUCGACUUCCUGUCCGUGUCCUGUUUUCACUCGCCCAUGUUGGCUGAUAUUUACUGGAGUUCAGCACUUCAGCCUGCAUUUCAUCUACACAGCCAUUGUAUUGAAAAAUGAAAGAAAAUAAUAACCAUGCACUUAAGUUGGACUGCUGAAGGUGUCCAUCUUGUAAAUAUGACACUUUGUGCAAAAAGGAUGAAUUUAUUGGAAGGUGGAGGUUUGCUAACAUGUUAAGUUGUCAAGGGACCAAGUGGGUGCAAAAUAAAAACCGAAACACAAUGUACAUAAUGUGUAAAGGAUCAUCCGUGUGCUCCGAUAUCGGCAGUGAUGACACCUCAGUGUAGUGUUGAGAAUCACAAACAUAUCCUUUGUCUCCGCCUCCCAACAAGGGUGUUCCUAGAACGUACGCUUUAGAUCGAUCCCAAAUACAGACUGUUACUAGGGCAAUCUCCACCUAUUUUGGUUUUCCCCAAACGUACAUAGGAUCCUCAGAACACACGCGUGCACACACGCGCAUACACACAUACGAGCUCCUGUUCACACACGCGCUACAAGCUAUUCUGUCAGGAGACUUUAUUUUUAAAGGGAAAGAUGAAAGUGGCCUCAUUUCUGUGUGAAUUAUGUUUGUACAGUGAAUAGUGAGUCGGUAUGACCCCAGUUAUUGUAAAACUUCAACUGUGACAAUGUUAAGAACGCAAAAUAAACAAAUAUAUGACUUAUGGUAUGUAUGUGUUUUUUGUUUUUUUUAAGUGGUUCUUCAGCAGUUCCAUUUGUGGUCUGGCGCUAGAAUGAAAAGACUAAAAUUAUGUUUAUUAAGGGGUAUUCCUUUAGCAGUGCUGUUCAUAUACCCCACCCCCACUAGAGGGCGUUAUAGAUAGGGAUAUCAAGAACAUAGAUUAUUGGCCUAUACUUUGUAUUUACGUGGUAUACCCAAUGGUGUUAUAGAUAGGGAUAUCAAGAACAUAGAUUAUUGGCCUAUACUUUGUAUUUAGGUGGUAUACCCAAUGGAUAAUGGAAGCACAGUGGGAUAUGGAAUAUGAUAUUCAUCUUGUUACAUUUGUUGUCAACAUACUUUUCUCAGAAACCUUUCAUUGGCUUUUGAAUCCAUUGUAUCUUUGGUUAGAGUGGGACUAUACUCCAAAAGGGACCCUCCUCCAAGACAUACCUCCCUGGACUUCACUAUUCUCUUCCAUUGGUCAGUUUAUAUCUUAUGUUCUUAUGAUCCUGAUAAUUUUUUUACUGAAAUUGAAAAAAGCGAGAGACAGAUUGCUGUCAAGCUUAGCACCACCUCAACCCGACGUUGGGCCUGAAAACACACAUUACGAAGUUGCGUUCCUAACGCAGCCUUUUAUCUGAUAAGCCCCUAUCUCCCCACUGCAGAAGGGUCUCCCUUACGACUUGGACCUAACACAACAACGUCAGCACUGGUUACUACUGGCCUCGUCAAUAACCCUUUUGAAGUUUAAGGAACUCAGCCGUCGCUUUGUCGACAGUUAUCAAAGUAAUCCAAGAAGAACCCCUUAAGAGAACGAUGGAUUUACACACACCCAAUCCGCCUCGACUGGGACGGACAAUACCCUCAGGAUGAAUGGAUAUACAAUCGCAAACUUUCAAAUUUGUGUGAGCCUAAAGGAUGCAUUCAGGGCUAGGAGUGUUCCUGGUCCUGGCCACGUCUAUUGCACAGGGCCCUGUCCCCGGGCCUUGUCUCUGUUCCGCCCUCUGGCCUGCUGGGCUCCUCUUGGUCAACUGUAGCGCCAUGGACCUCGUACAAGUACCUCAGCUACCGUCAGACACUAUAGAGCUCCACCUGCAGGAUAACCAGCUCACUGCAGUGUCUCCGGGCGCAUUUGACAGACUUGCGAGCCUGAGGAAGGUUUCGCUCUCUGGGAAUCGCUUCCACUGUGACUGUAGGAUCCAGUACCUGAGAAACUGGCUUCGACGAAACCCAGCCGUUGUAACCGGCGGCAGUCCCACGUGUGCCAGCCCGAGUUCCGUGGCGCUGAAGGAGAUCGUUUAUCUCGGGGACGAGCUGUUCAGCUGCUGUGCCGUUGAGCAAGGCUGUGGUGACGUAUUGUCUAACAGCCUGCUCGGGGCAAUACUAUGUUGCCUAAUUUUUCUGCUAUUGUGGUGCCUGAGACUGGCCAAGAACUCCACAUUCACCCUGGACAUAGUAAAUAAACAUUCAGGAUUUGGGGCUGACUCUUUGAGAUCCCAAAAACCCAAACACAGAAGAAGGGUUCAGUGCGUCAUCUCACAUGGCAAUGAUAACUUUACCGCCCCCCUCUGGACAGAUGAUCAUGAAACCAGAUACAUAAAUAUGGAUUUAUUACCACAAAUAAUGGAUGUCCUGCACAAGAAACACAAUAAUAAGAUAAAAGCUACAUGAUGUAAGAAUGUAUUAUCAUAUUUUUUCUGGCAGUACAAACAAUGUGUUACAUGUCAAUAUGAUAUGUCAACAAUUGUAAGGUCAUGUAUUUGUUUGGAUGGAUUCUUUGACAAUUUUCCUUGUAAAAUGUGUUCAUCCUAAAAGCCAGUACUUUUUCUGAUUUUUUAUUUUUACUUACAUAACAUGCAUAAUUAUCAAUCACUAAAAAAUAUGCAUGGCUAAUGGUCCACUGAACAUACUGUAAGUCUUUAGAACAUAUCCCUAGACUAUUAAAUCCCAGCCAAUUACAUUUCUGUACAAGUACUAUUACAUAAAACAGAAAUUGUGCUUUAGCUACGCCCACAAAGAUUUACAUAGUUUAUUGGCUUACAUAUAGCAUGUUAAUGUUUAUGAAGACUGACGCCUGUGCACCGGUUAAGGUAUUGAGGAUCAGACGGGGAUACACAUAGUCGGUACAAUUGAAGGACAACAUUGCCAUCUGCAAUGGCAAACAGAUGAGCUUACAGUACACGCUGACAAUCAUGCAUAGUUAACAUGGGUUCAAAUGCUGAAUAAAAAUACAACAAUGAAAGUCAUCUUGACAAUAAAAGGUCAAACAAAAAUAUAUGUUUUGAAUAAAUAUAGUGUAACAUCAUUUGUAACGAUCUAUAACGUAUGACCUAAAAAAAAUACUGUAUGGUUGAAUAAGGCAGUUAUCUAAAACUAGCUCUUAAUCACGCAUUGGCUAACACUGUUGGAUCAUCUGGGGACUACCUACAGAUUGUGUACGAGAAAAGCACUGAAGCACACGAACAAACUAACUGUUGAGUGAAAAGCAAAUCUUCUGAAGUUGUUUAAGAAAGCUUAGAAAUGACAUUAUUUUCUAACAAAUGACUCGGUAAACAAUGCCCACAGUUGUCAGAUUCUACACAUUUUGUACAUGAAGUGGCGAUUCCCCCCCCGCCCGGCCCCCUCUGCCUCUCACUCCACUCAAUUCAAGUCACAUCUUCCAACAAAACCAAAAGUCCUACUAAGGCACAAAGUUCUCCUUGUGGAAGAUGAGAUCGAUGGCCUCAUUCACGUCCAGCACCACAUGAUCGGGCUCCACCAGCUCGGGGUCGAAGCGGAAGUCCCGGUGCCCGUGGAACACGUUCUCUCUGAUGUGCUGAUUGGCUGAGGAGGAGGAGGCUGCCUCAGUGCUGGGGUUGUACACCCCAGUGCAGACGAGCAGUGACUUACAGGAAGUAGCGGACGGUAACGCCAGCUCGCCAGCC